Cannabis sativa is the source of this 958-nucleotide messenger RNA. RefSeq lists its product as uncharacterized. Gene Ontology annotation, biological process: endoplasmic reticulum to Golgi vesicle-mediated transport. The record is from RefSeq and is a predicted model, not a curated record. Gene Ontology annotation, cellular component: cytoplasm; TRAPP complex; nucleus. The transcript is spliced from 6 exons. The coding region runs from base 259 to 666 and encodes 135 amino acids. NCBI's taxonomy places the organism in Eukaryota, Viridiplantae, Streptophyta, Magnoliopsida, Rosales, Cannabaceae.
AAAUAAAUAAGCCCAAAUCUAAAUCUAAAACUAAAACUAACCGCAGCUUAAAGACUUACAAGCCUACUGAUAACUCCAGAUCGAUCGAAACCCAAAAGUGAAUACCGAUUAUCAUAUCAUAAUAAAAAAAAGUGUUUGUGUUACUCUCUUAUAAAUUAAGAAUUCGAAUUCCGUGACUUCUGAAUCGAUAAUCUUCUUCCAUUGUCUUCUUCGCAAAGAUUUGGGAAUUUGGUAGCAUAAAAGCUCUUGAUUUUGACAAUGGCGACUACAGCUUGUUUUAUCAUCGUUAGCAGGAAUGAUAUUCCUAUUUACGAAGCUGAAGUUGGAUCUGCUGCUAAAAGAGAAGAUGCUGCUCAGCUGCAUCAGUUUGUAUUACAUGCUGCUUUGGAUAUCGUUCAGGACCUUGCAUGGACUACUAGUGCCAUGUUUUUGAAGGCAAUAGACCGGUUUAAUGAUCUUGUUGUUUCAGUAUAUGUUACAGCUGGUCAUACACGACUGAUGCUACUUCAUGAUUCCCGGAAUGAUGAUGGCAUAAAGAGCUUUUUCCAAGAGGUUCAUGAACUCUAUAUAAGGAUUCUUCUUAAUCCUCUAUACUUGCCUGGCUCUCGCAUUACAUCGUCACAUUUUGAUACCAAAGUUCGUGCUCUUGCAAGAAAAUAUCUAUAAAGCCCAUUUACUCUGUUUUUUGGCACAAGUAGUUUUGAUCACAUAAUGCACAUUAUUCUGGUUCCUUUGACAGUUUGAGGAAGCAUUUUCCUUGUAGUCUACAAUAUCAAGGCUAUGUUUUCAUAGCUGGUGCUAUCUUUUCUUUACCCUAACAGGAAAUAUGUAGAAAUUUCAUGUUUGAAGUUCAUACUUUUGUACUUCCAGUAAGAAGGCGCAUAUGUUGUAUUUACCUAUUAAUCUUUUGCGAUCAAGUUUCUGUUAAUUUAGUGAAAUGAGUAUGAAUUGAAGGGAA